AUGGAGAGUUUAAUAGAAGCAAUUAAAGCUAAUGAUGUGGGUAAAGCCACAAGCCUACUUACCGAGCUGCGUAAGCUAGCAAAUUCUCGCGAUGAUGACGACAGGACCCCAUUACACUGGGCUGCUACGUUUAACCAGCCAGAGAUGGCAAAACUCUUACUCUCUUUUGGGGCAGAGAUUGAAGAAGAUUCUAAUGGAUGGACUCCCAUUCAUAUAGCUUGUUCUAUGGGUAGUAUAGAUAUGUUCAAUAUACUCAAGCAAUCGCUGGUGGCGUCUGACUUGAAUGCAACCACUGUCCAAGGAGUUACACCACUUGAUUUGGCAGUGAGCAAGAACCACUACGACUUGGUCAAAGAGAUGUUGCAAAAUGGAGCCACCUGUCGAAAUAAGAGUAAAUACGGGCUCAAUCUGUUGCAUCGAGCUGCCAGUAUAGGCUCAGAGCCAUUGGUCAGACUUCUCAUUCAAAAUGGAGCUAGAGUUAAUGUGACUGACAAUGAAGGAUGGACACCCUUACACCAUGCCUUAGCAGAAGGAUGUGGGGACGUCGCUCUAGUCUUGGUUGAACUAGGUGCUGACAAGAAUAUUGAAAAUAAUGAUGGUAAAACAGCAGUCCAGGUAGCCGUGGAUGAAAAUGUCGCAAAGUGGUUCCAGCAGAGGUCGGGUUAG
Priceomyces carsonii is the source of this 666-nucleotide messenger RNA. RefSeq lists its product as uncharacterized. The record is from RefSeq and is a predicted model, not a curated record. The transcript has a single exon. Gene Ontology annotation, molecular function: protein binding. The coding region runs from base 1 to 666 and encodes 221 amino acids. NCBI's taxonomy places the organism in Eukaryota, Fungi, Ascomycota, Pichiomycetes, Serinales, Debaryomycetaceae.